UCAGCAAAUCCAUCCAUUUUCACCCAAAACUCACUCAUAUCUCUAAACUCUAUGCCAACAUCAACCACACCAACGGAACACUCUGUCUCUACCCAACCCCCACAAGUAACCUCCCUUCCAUCCUUAAAUUCAACAUCAAAUACAGCAACAGAACAGUUUCUCUCCAUCCAAAACUCACAAACGACAUCACCAAACUCCUCCUCCACUUCAACAGAUCAAUCUCCUCCCAAACACCUCCCAAACACCUCCCAAACACCAUCCACCAAAUCAUCUAGUUCUACUUCAACAUCACCUACAUUUACAGAACUAUCCACCUCAACCCAGCUCUCACCCCUAACGUCUCCGCUACAUUCUACAACUUCCACAGUCUCCACCCAAUCCUCACAACCAACACCCUUGCUAUAUAUUGACUCAACAUCAACUGCAUCAGCAGAACAAUCUGUCUUCCCCCAAACCUCACAACCAAGCAUACCCUUAACAAUGAACUCAGGACCAGCAAUAACAGAACCAUCCAUCUCAACGCGGCCCUCACACCUAACUUCCCCGCAGUCUUCUACAACAUCAACAGAAGUGUCUGACUCCGCCAAAACCCCUGAAACAAAAACUCUUCUAUACUCUACCGUGACAAAUAACACAUCUGUGUCCACCCAACCCUCACAACAGCCAAUCUUGCAAUCCAACCCUGCAACCCUGCUCAACUUAACACCAACAACAUCUACGGAACCAUCUGUCUCCACGCAACCAUCAAAACCAACAUCUGCCUCAUCAUUUAUCUCUACAUCAACAUCCCCUAAAUCAGCAAAUCCAUCCAUUUUCACCCAAAACUCACUCCUAACUCUAAACUCUAUGCCAACAUCAACCACACCAACUGAAUCCUCUGUCUCUACCCAACCCCCACAAGUAACCUCCCUUCCAUCCUUAAAUUCAACAUCAAAUACAUCAACAGAACAGUUUGUCUCCAUCCAAAACUCACAAACAACAUCACCAAACUCCUCAUCCACUUCAACAGAUCAAUCUCCUCCCAAACACCUCCCAAACACCUCCCAAACACCAUCCACCAAAUCAUCUAGUUCUACUUCAACAUCACCUACAUUUACAGAACUAUCCACCUCAACUCAGCUCUCACUCCUAACGUCACCACUACAUCCUACAACUUCCACAGUCUCCACCCAAUCCUCACAACCAACACCCUUGCUAUAUAUUGACUCAACAUCAACUGCAUCAGCAGAACAAUCUGUCUUCCCCCAAACCUCACAACCAAGCAUACCCUUAACAAUGAACUCAGGACCAGCAAUAACAGAACCAUCCAUCUCAACGCGGCCCUCACACCUAACUUCCCCGCAGUCUUCUACAACAUCAACAGAAGUGUCUGACUCCGCCAAAACCCCUCAAACAAAAACUCUUCUAUACUCUACCGUGACAAAUAACACAUCUGUGUCCACCCAACCCUCACAACAGCCAAUCUUGCAAUCCAACCCUGCAACCCUGCUCAACUUAACACCAACAACAUCUACGGAACCAUCUGUCUCCACGCAACCAUCAAAACCAACAUCUGCCUCAUCAUUUAUCUCUACAUCAACAUCCUCUAAAUCAGCAAAUCCAUCCAUUUUCACCCAAAACUCACUCCUAACUCUAAACUCUAUGCCAACAUCAACCACACCAACUGAAUCCUCUGUCUCUACCCAACCCCCACAAGUAACCUCCAUUCCAUCCUUAAAUUCAACAUCAAAUACAGCAACAGAACAGUUUCUCUCCAUCCAAAACUCACAAACGACAUCACCAAACUCCUCCUCCACUUCAACAGAUCAAUCUCCUCCCAAACACCUCCCAAACACCUCCCAAACACCAUCCACCAAAUCAUCUAGUUCUACUUCAACAUCACCUACAUUUACAGAACUAUCCACCUCAACCCAGCUCUCACCCCUAACGUCUCCGCUACAUUCUACAACUUCCACAGUCUCCACCCAAUCCUCACAACCAACACCCUUGCUAUAUAUUGACUCAACAUCAACUGCAUCAGCAGAACAAUCUGUCUUCCCCCAAACCUCACAACCAAGCAUACCCUUAACAAUGAACUCAGGACCAGCAAUAACAGAACCAUCCAUCUCAACGCGGCCCUCACACCUAACUUCCCCGCAGUCUUCUACAACAUCAACAGAAGUGUCUGACUCCGCCAAAACCCCUGAAACAAAAACUCUUCUAUACUCUACCGUGACAAAUAACACAUCUGUGUCCACCCAACCCUCACAACAGCCAAUCUUGCAAUCCAACCCUGCAACCCUGCUCAACUUAACACCAACAACAUCUACGGAACCAUCUGUCUCCACGCAACCAUCAAAACCAACAUCUGCCUCAUCAUUUAUCUCUACAUCAACAUCCCCUAAAUCAGCAAAUCCAUCAAUUUUCACCCAAAACUCACUCCUAACUCUAAACUCUAUGCCAACAUCAACCACACCAACUGAAUCCUCUGUCUCUACCCAACCCCCACAAGUAACCUCCCUUCCAUCCUUAAAUUCAACAUCAAAUACAUCAACAGAACAGUUUGUCUCCAUCCAAAACUCACAAACAACAUCACCAAACUCCUCAUCCACUUCAACAGAUCAAUCUCCUCCCAAACACCUCCCAAACACCUCCCAAACACCAUCCACCAAAUCAUCUAGUUCUACUUCAACAUCACCUAAAUUUACAGAACUAUCCACCUCAACUCAGCUCUCACUCCUAACGUCACCACUACAUCCUACAACUUCCACAGUCUCCACCCAAUCCUCACAACCAACACCCUUGCUAUAUAUUGACUCAACAUCAACUGCAUCAGCAGAACAAUCUGUCUUCCCCCAAACCUCACAACCAAGCAUACCCUUAACAAUGAACUCAGGACCAGCAAUAACAGAACCAUCCAUCUCAACGCGGCCCUCACACCUAACUUCCCCGCAGUCUUCUACAACAUCAACAGAAGUGUCUGACUCCGCCAAAACCCCUCAAACAAAAACUCUUCUAUACUCUACCGUGACAAAUAACACAUCUGUGUCCACCCAACCCUCACAACAGCCAAUCUUGCAAUCCAACCCUGCAACCCUUCUCAGCUUAACACCAACAACAUCUACGGAACCAUCUGUCUCCACGCAACCAUCAAAACCAACAUCUGCCUCAUCAUUUAUCUCUACAUCAACAUCCCCUAAAUCAGCAAAUCCAUCCAUUUUCACCCAAAACUCACUCAUAUCUCUAAACUCUAUGCCAACAUCAACCACACCAACGGAACACUCUGUCUCUACCCAACCCCCACAAGUAACCUCCCUUCCAUCCUUAAAUUCAACAUCAAAUACAGCAACAGAACAGUUUCUCUCCAUCCAAAACUCACAAACGACAUCACCAAACUCCUCCUCCACUUCAACAGAUCAAUCUCCUCCCAAACACCUCCCAAACACCUCCCAAACACCAUCCACCAAAUCAUCUAGUUCUACUUCAACAUCACCUACAUUUACAGAACUAUCCACCUCAACCCAGCUCUCACCCCUAACGUCUCCGCUACAUUCUACAACUUCCACAGUCUCCACCCAAUCCUCACAACCAACACCCUUGCUAUAUAUUGACUCAACAUCAACUGCAUCAGCAGAACAAUCUGUCUUCCCCCAAACCUCACAACCAAGCAUACCCUUAACAAUGAACUCAGGACCAGCAAUAACAGAACCAUCCAUCUCAACGCGGCCCUCACACCUAACUUCCCCGCAGUCUUCUACAACAUCAACAGAAGUGUCUGACUCCGCCAAAACCCCUGAAACAAAAACUCUUCUAUACUCUACCGUGACAAAUAACACAUCUGUGUCCACCCAACCCUCACAACAGCCAAUCUUGCAAUCCAACCCUGCAACCCUGCUCAACUUAACACCAACAACAUCUACGGAACCAUCUGUCUCCACGCAACCAUCAAAACCAACAUCUGCCUCAUCAUUUAUCUCUACAUCAACAUCCCCUAAAUCAGCAAAUCCAUCCAUUUUCACCCAAAACUCACUCCUAACUCUAAACUCUAUGCCAACAUCAACCACACCAACUGAAUCCUCUGUCUCUACCCAACCCCCACAAGUAACCUCCCUUCCAUCCUUAAAUUCAACAUCAAAUACAUCAACAGAACAGUUUGUCUCCAUCCAAAACUCACAAACAACAUCACCAAACUCCUCAUCCACUUCAACAGAUCAAUCUCCUCCCAAACACCUCCCAAACACCUCCCAAACACCAUCCACCAAAUCAUCUAGUUCUACUUCAACAUCACCUAAAUUUACAGAACUAUCCACCUCAACUCAGCUCUCACUCCUAACGUCACCACUACAUCCUACAACUUCCACAGUCUCCACCCAAUCCUCACAACCAACACCCUUGCUAUAUAUUGACUCAACAUCAACUGCAUCAGCAGAACAAUCUGUCUUCCCCCAAACCUCACAACCAAGCAUACCCUUAACAAUGAACUCAGGACCAGCAAUAACAGAACCAUCCAUCUCAACGCGGCCCUCACACCUAACUUCCCCGCAGUCUUCUACAACAUCAACAGAAGUGUCUGACUCCGCCAAAACCCCUCAAACAAAAACUCUUCUAUACUCUACCGUGACAAAUAACACAUCUGUGUCCACCCAACCCUCACAACAGCCAAUCUUGCAAUCCAACCCUGCAACCCUGCUCAACUUAACACCAACAACAUCUACGGAACCAUCUGUCUCCACGCAACCAUCAAAACCAACAUCUGCCUCAUCAUUUAUCUCUACAUCAACAUCCUCUAAAUCAGCAAAUCCAUCCAUUUUCACCCAAAACUCACUCCUAACUCUAAACUCUAUGCCAACAUCAACCACACCAACUGAAUCCUCUGUCUCUACCCAACCCCCACAAGUAACCUCCAUUCCAUCCUUAAAUUCAACAUCAAAUACAUCAACAGAACAGUUUGUCUCCAUCCAAAACUCACAAACGACAUCACCAAACUCCUCAUCCACUUCAACAGAUCAAUCUCCUCCCAAACACCUCCCAAACACCUCCCAAACACCAUCCACCAAAUCAUCUAGUUCUACUUCAACAUCACCUACAUUUACAGAACUAUCCACCUCAACCCAGCUCUCACCCCUAACGUCUCCGCUACAUUCUACAACCUCCACAGUCUUCACCCAAUCCUCACAACCAACAACCUUGCUAUACAUGAACUCAACCUCAACUGCACAAACAGAAGAAUCCGUCAUUCCCCAAACCUCACAAUCAACAUCACCAUUAAUCUCAUCAUCGUCAAAGCUUACAAAUACAACGGUAGCGACAUUAUCUACAUCCAUGGACAAUUUAUUUCCAUCUCCGUCUGCAAGUACUAAUGAGAAUGAAAAGUCAUCAAAUUUGAUCACUGAUGACAUUUUCACCAAAAGUUCAACCACAACUAAGCUUGUGUCAGAUUCCUCAACUUCCACAAACCCUUUCUUAGCUUCACAGAGAAAAGGAACGAUUGUCUUCUUUCAACACACACCCAAGUUUGUUUUGUUUAGGCCCAUAGUAUUUUCACAUCCAACAGUGGUUCGCACAACGGUAUCAAAAGCUAAUGCUAUCACCUCAAAUACCGAUAACAGAGAAUUGAAAACCAGGACAGCAAUCCCUUCAAAGGGAACAUUAGAAUUGCAGAUGCGAAUUCAAGAAGAAUUCUAUUCAGCCUACUUGGAUAUCAACACUACAGAGCACAAUAGGUUGGCUAGAAAUGUUUCAGCUGAGAUCAGCCUUGCUUUCAAGAUAAAGUAUCCAAGCACAUUCAUCAAUUGCACAGUGAACCAUUUCUGGAAUGGAUCUGUUGGUGUGGAUAUGACCCUCACAUUCAAGAAUCAGAAUGUAGUUCCAAGCAACUACACAGCUGUCAGAGACUUGACAGAGACAUUCCAAAUUGGAAAUAUCUCUCUGAAUAUUAUCCCAAGCAGUAUAAUUGCAUGGAGGACCCAAGCGCAAGGAGACCGACAACGUAGAAACAACAGGGAUAGGCUACAAGAAACACGCUACAUGAAACAACGACUGACCAAGACUGAACAAAUGACAGGGACUUAAUACACCGAACCAAACAAGACACAGGUGAAUGCAACAACACUAAUGACACCACUGAAAGACAAUCAACAAGACACAGGUGGAACUAAUAAACACAGAACACAGGGAAACACUAGGGCAGACAAACUAAGACUGGGGCACGGUGGUGGGCAUGACAAUCUAUCUUUAAUUCCAGUAACCUGUGUGUGUCACCGACGUCUCACUCAGCGUCUGCAUUAUGGACACUGUGACCUACCUAUAAUUUUAGGAAUAUCUGUGUGUCACCUACUUCAUCAUUGGCAAAGCGCACUAUAUCUAUAGUUCCAGGAAUCUGUGUGUGUGUGUCUCACCGACAUGUUAAUAUAUGCACUAGUAUAAUUAAAUGGUAAAACGUUUGUGAUAUUGGUUAUUACAAGUGUAAGAAGGCAUAGUAUGGGAGAGGGGUGUGUGGGGGAGGGUAAGUGGAUAUUGUAAAGGGACAGUUUUAAGGUUGUGUUACCAAAAAACAAGAUAACAUUUACAUAGCCUAGUCCUGGUAAGUCACAUCUCCCCCAUGCCAAGUUUCAUUUGUGUGUUUCACUUGUACGGAUAAACUGUGCUGAAGUGUAACUACGUAGCAUUUUCUACAAAAUUACAAUGUAGUCACUAUAGAUAAUCUACACAGCUAUUAUUUACCCUUAACUGACGAGACUAGAAUACAAUCUAUGAGUCUUGUUGAGAGGGUAGAGAACAAAGGACUGAAUUUAUUAUUAUUUUUAUUAUAUUUUAUGCGAUAUAGUGUAAUUCACCGAAUAUUCACUACUGGGUGGGUUUAGCUCAUUGGUUAGAACAUUUUAGUGCAGAUCAGGACGUGGCAGGUACAAAUCUUCCUCUGUACAUCACUUGGAGUACAAGCAUCUGCUAAAUGAGUACAUCAUUAUUACAUUACAUAAUACACUGUAACUGAAUUAUGUUGGCCUUAUACAGUUGCUUGUGUAACCAUGUUAUUCUUUGAAACUAUAUGUGAGAGGGAAAAACUACUCGGUGUGACAGAUACAGGAAGCACAUACUUUAUGUGAGCAAAUAACAUGUUUUAUUUUGGAAUGUUACUCCAAAGAAUAGACAUGUCAAAUGUUGUGAAAAUCUGAUAUUCAUAUUCUGUUUGGAUCUGUAACUAAAGCACUGAGUCCAGUUGUUUGUAUAAUAUUCCAGAUUUCUCAGCAAAAUAGAAUGUCCAUUCAUGAGUGUGACAGAAAGAAAAAGUGAAAGAGAGACACAGAUGAGAGAGGAAACUUCUGUUGACUAAAAACUAAAGAUAUCAGUCUCCUGAUAUCACCACAACUAUCCUGUAUAUAGUAUACAGUCUGUUACAUGCAGUACUAUAGUAGACAGUAGUCUUAUAUGCAGUACUAUACAUGUUAAAAAGGGAUCACCUUACUCUAACAGUAAAUAUACUAGAUUGUUUAUGUAGAUGUACUGCAACUGUACAGUACAGUCAUGAAAAAGAUGAUCAUGGCUCAUUUUACUAUAAUGUCCACUGCAACUUUAGGUCUGGGCUUAAUGUACUACAAAUAUGUGUGAUGUAAUUAAAUAGUUUCAAGUUUUUUUUGUUACACAUUGUUUGCGACCUACUACUGCAAAACAAUGAAUGAGGCUUGUAAAUAACAAAAGCAAUUUCAUAUUCCUAUGAAAUUCAUUAAAGUAAUAUUCAUUCAUUUGUUCAAUUGAAGUCAAUCUAAAUUGUAUCAAUUCAAUGUAUACUUCUGGCAUGUCUAUUCUAGUUUGAUAUACAUCAUUUAUGUAACUACAACUUCAUACCGGUUUUUGGCAGUUAAAAGGAAUGCAUUGUUAAUGCAUUUCUAAAACAAAUGACUAUGGAUGGCGUAGCCAAUGAUCUGGGAACAAGAUAACAAUCUAAUGGGAGUGUUAACUCACAUAGUCUGUUUUCAAACAUGCUUCAGUCUUCAGUACUACCUCACACUAUUUUAAUGAAGUGCCCCUUAAGGUGAUUUAGAAGAGGGUUUCUCCAAUUCAGAGAAGGACUUCCAACUAUUCUGAGUGAUUACGUAGAUUUUCGUAGAUUAAUGUAGGAUAUAACUAAAUUGGUAGUCAUAAAAUAUUUUUUUUAAGUAUUUGCGGUAAGUAAAGAGUUUCAUGUUUUUUUUAAUGUGUUUUUCAAGUGUUGUUUAUCUAUCAAAUGCCUUAUAUUAUUUACAUAUUCUCACUCGCACACUGUUAAAAUGUAACAUUACAGUCAGAAUGACCAAAUUCGAAUGACUAUGCAGAUUUUGUAAACACUUUAAAUUAAGGUUACAUUAACAACCACAUAACUACAUAGUGAUACUUGUGGUACUCAUGGUGUGUAUAGUUCAGUGGAAAAGCAUCUGACCACAGAUUAAGUGGUCACAGGUUCAAAUCUACCAUACCAAGUUUGACUUGUCAUAUGAAAUUGAACUGCAAAACCGUAAAAUUUGUACCAUAUUUAACAUCAAUGUUUUUACUAUAGAUAUUGGUGUGUAGUUACAUGGUAAAUAAUGAAACCAUGAUGUUGUGUUGUCCAGAUUUGUAAUAAAUACAGCAGUACCCUUGAAAUAACAACCUUACAGCCAAGGUACUUUAAAUACAUUUUUCCUUUUUUAUUUAGACAACUUCAAAUUUUAUAUAUUCAAAAUACUUUUUUGACAUUUAAGCACAGAGUUAAUGCACCUUCCCCUUUAACAAUAAUUUUUAUUAAGGAUCAAAUGGUCGUUCAGAUGCAUUUUAAAUCAAAGAUUCAUUGGCCUAAAAACAUGAACUUUAUCACAAAAAUACACAUUUCACCGUUUUUGGGCGCUAGCAAAAAAUG
Osmerus eperlanus (European smelt) is the source of this 8851-nucleotide messenger RNA. RefSeq names its product mucin-2-like. Lineage: Eukaryota; Metazoa; Chordata; Actinopteri; Osmeriformes; Osmeridae. The record is from RefSeq and is a predicted model, not a curated record. The transcript has 4 exons. Bases 52 to 6051 code for a protein of 1999 amino acids.